GUGGUCCUGUUUCUCUGCUCGCGUGAGUAACUAUUAUUUUAUUGUUGCUGCUGCACUACGAUAUAUCGAGAAGGCUACACAAUACAAGACGCACACACACACGUAAGCGAAACACGCCCAAGUUUUGUUUUCGUUUAUUUCAGAAAGGUAUAUAUCAUCAUGUUCGCGGCGUCUGCGGCAUCGACGGCAUCAACGGCGCAAUGGUUUGAGCCGAUGCAGCGUCAUCGUCCGUUUCGGAUGAUGCCACACGGAAUGUUCAACGACAUCUUUGUCGAUCGUCCGCACCGCAUCGACGUAGAGGGCGAGCGGAUGAAGAUCAACUUCGACGAGAUCAAAACCUCCCUGCCCUACAAGCCCACCACUACCGCCGAGAGCGGCAAUGUGAAGGCGUUGUUGAUCGGCAUCAACUACAUCGGGACGGAGUACCAGCUGAGUGGGUGCGUGAACGACAUUCACACGAUGCUCGAUACGCUGCGGCAGGUUGACUUCCCCAUCACAGAGUCGAGCAUCCUCGUGGAUGACGAGAAGUUUGCCAACGUUACGGCGGCGCCGACGCGGGAGAACGUCAUCAAGUACAUCUCCUGGCUCGUGAAGGACGCGCAGUCGGGCGACGUACUCUUUUUCCACUACUCCGGCCACGGCGCGCAGACCAAGUCGCAGGAGGAUCAAGACGAGGAGUACGAUCAGUGCAUCAUCCCCGUGGACUAUGAGACGAAAGGGUCUAUCCUUGAUGACGAUCUUUUCAAGAUGCUCGUCGAGCCUCUCCCGGAGGGCGUGCGCCUCACCUGCGUGUUUGACUGCUGCCACUCCGCCUCCAUGCUGGAUUUGCCGUUUGGCUUCAUCAGCAACAAAAGCGCCGGCGAGGUCGCCAAUGCGACGACGCACCUCAUGCAGAAGCUACGCGCCAACAACUUCUCAAGGGGCGAUGUGCUCAUGUUGAGCGGCUGCGAGGAUGACCAGACGAGCGCGGAUGUGCAGAACGUUGCCUCCUUCGGGGACGGUGAGACAGGGGCGGGUGGGGCAGCCACGCAGGCGUUCACCUGGGCCCUGACGAACACCGCCGGUCUCGACUACUUGAGCAUUCUGCUCAAGAUGCGCGACGUGCUGAAGGAGAAGGGCUUCACGCAGGUGCCGCAGCUGAGCAGCUCGAAACCUGUGGAUCUUGACAAGACCUUCUCCCUCUUCGGCACCGUGACGGCGAAUGAGGAGCAGCUGCAGCAGUACGUCCCGGAGGAGUUCCGCCGUCCACCACCCCCGCCGCAGGGCUGCCGUCGCCAUAGGAUGCAAUGGGGGUUCGGAUUCGGGCCGAUGAUGCAGCGCCGGCGUGGUGGGAUGAACGGUGGUCCGUCGCGUGGUGCCAUGUGGGCUCAACCCUGCAUGGCCGCUGGUGGCCGGACAGGCAACAACGCCGACGGUAGCGAUGCAGCGCGCGGCUUCGGCAACGGCGGUAGGUACUUCGGUGGGCCGCAGAGUGGCCGCAGUGGUGGUCCGAUGAUGGGCGGUGGCAUGAUGAUGAGCGGUGGUGGUCCGAUGAUGGGCGGUCCGGUGAUGGGCGCCGAAACGAUGAUGGGUGAUGGCAUGAUGAUGGGCGGCGCGCCGUACCGUGGCCGCUACAAUUAG
Messenger RNA from Leptomonas pyrrhocoris, 1620 nucleotides. Its product is annotated as putative metacaspase 5. The transcript has a single exon. Lineage: Eukaryota; Euglenozoa; Kinetoplastea; Trypanosomatida; Trypanosomatidae. The record is from RefSeq and is a predicted model, not a curated record. The coding region runs from base 160 to 1620 and encodes 486 amino acids. Gene Ontology annotation, biological process: proteolysis. Gene Ontology annotation, molecular function: cysteine-type endopeptidase activity.